Messenger RNA from Crotalus tigris (Tiger rattlesnake), 1591 nucleotides. It is a transcript of the gene CUNH20orf96, whose product is annotated as chromosome unknown C20orf96 homolog. The transcript has 11 exons. The record is from RefSeq and is a predicted model, not a curated record. Lineage: Eukaryota; Metazoa; Chordata; Lepidosauria; Squamata; Viperidae. Bases 201 to 1496 code for a protein of 431 amino acids.
GACGGAGGCAGUUGCCUGCGUCACAGCAGAGCGAAGGGCGGCGGCGCUUGGGUCUGGUAGGUUGCCGUAGGCCCUCCCGGUCGCCAUGGAGAUCAGCGCGCGCGCCGGGGCGCGUUGCUAGGAGACGGGAAGACGCACACGCGCGCGCGCGAAGCAGGUGCUGGCCUUCUCUCUUCCCCGGCUUUUCCCCGGCUUUAAAAAUGUCAGCUAGGAAUCCCAAUUUGUUUCCCAGGAGUUUUAUUGGUUCCUUAAACCAAACGGAUUACAGCCAAUGGGAAAGAGAAGCGAUGCCAAGAAGACCCAAAUUAAGAUUAUUCCUGCCCCCCGCGCCGCCUCCCGGGAUGAAGAAGGAGGGAAAGAAAUUCCUGCAGAAGAUACAACCCAAAAGAUCAGAGGACCGCAAGGCCUGGGCCCUGGCCUUGAGAGCCACCCCCUCCAUGAGGCACAAGGUGGGUUGGCACCAAGCCCUGACCGAGGAGAUGGCCAAGGCCAACAUCAAAAUCCUGCAGCGGCUUUCUAAGAGCAAGAUGACCAGCCUGGAAGAACUGCGGCACCAUUCCUCCACGCUGAUGGAGAAGAAUAAGGAGCUGAUGGAGAAGAUCCAGGAGACGGAAGCCGAUUCGGCCAGCCAAGCCAGAACCCUCCUGCAGCAAUACGACAUGUUUGGGCGGAUCAUCGCCACUCUCCAGGACUCCAAUCAGAACCAAGUUGGCGUAGCCAAAGCUGAGCUCAAGGCUGUGGAGAAGAACGUGGAGAAGAACAUGACGAAGAUGGACCUGGAGCUGAAACGGGUCAGCACCAAGGUCCACACCCUGCAGGAGGAGGUCAACCUCCUGCGGACGUACAUGGACAAGGAGUACCCGCUGAAGGCCGUCCAGAUCUCCUCCCUCCUGCGCAACAUCCGGAACCUGAAUGAGGAGCAACAGUACGAAUUGGAAGACACCGAAGAUCUGGCCAAGCGGUUCCUGGACUCCUUAGCGGGAAAAGCCCGGGACGAGCAGGAGCGCAUUCUGCAGUCCGUGGCCGACAAGACGCUGCUGCAGUAUCAGGACGGCCUGGAGCAGAUGCACCGGAACAACGUGGAACUGAGAAGGCAGAUAAAAGCGCAAAAGGAGGUGAUUGACGACCUGGUGAAAGAAGUGAAGGAGCUGCACAAGAGCAUCAUCGUCCUGCAUCACUCAGCUGGGGACCCCUACAGCACCAUUUUUCCUGACGUCCUUCUGCGCCGGCCCAAGUACGGCCUCCCUUUUCGUCUUCACGUCCCUUGUCGGGCAGCCACACGGGUUGCAUACAACUGCCGUGUUUCCCCGAAAAUGCACCCCGGAUAUGGAGGUGGUUCUCAACAUCCCGACGGAUGGCGAUUUCCCCUUGUAGCUGCGGGAAGCGAAACAGGAAGGAGAUGCCUGGAUUGCAAAAAAACCUUUCCGGGCUCCAUUGUUGGUUUGCUUUGGCUGUGUUUGGCCCGGAUUGGGUGCCGCAUCCUGGGCAAAGCCUAAUCUUGCUAAGCCUUGCAGCUGUUUUUAAAUUUCCUCGUCCAACUAUGUCGGGGUUUUCUCUUUUCUCUAUUAAAGGCAGCCCUUAUCUGACUGAA